UCGCCUCUCCAGUCAAAACUCAGAUCAACCCCUCUACCGAAGCUAAACUCUAGCUUUACCCAAGAAAGAACGACUGUGACCGGAGCGGCAGAGAAACGCCACGAGGCAAACGAGAUCAACUUGAUCAGAAGAGGUUUCUCAAGCUCUAAACUCGAAGUCUAAAGGAAGACUUUCUCAAGACGACCUAAGGAAAAAACUAGAUCCUAUUUCUACAAGGAAGAAAAGAUGUCUGCUGGAAUGAAGAAAAUGAUUUUGCUGCCUUUCCUGUGCAUCAUGCUCUCAUACCUGGCUGCAGGUCAGGAGUGCAGUGGCCAGUGUUCGUGCCCCUCCGCUCCCCCUCAGUGCCCCCCAGGAGUGAGCCUGGUGCUGGACGGCUGCGGCUGCUGCAGGGUGUGCGCCAAACAGAUGGGGGAGCUGUGCACUGAGAAAGACGUCUGUGACCCACACAAGGGCCUCGACUGCGACUUCGGAGCCCCCAUCAACAGGCGCAUAGGAGUCUGCACAGCUCGAGAGGGAGCCACCUGUGUGUUCGGAGGAAUGGUGUACAAGAGCGGGGAGACUUUCCAGAGCAGCUGCAAGUACCAGUGUACCUGCCUGGAUGGAGCUGUGGGCUGUGUGCCUCUUUGCUCCAUGGACAUCCGACUGCCCAGCCCCGACUGCCCCAUGCCCAGACGGGUCAAGGUGCCAGGGAAGUGCUGCGAGGAGUGGGAGUGUGAUUCUCCCUACAGACACAGUUUCAUGGGCUCCGUUCUGCCUGCCUACAGAGAGGAGGAGACCUAUGGCCCCGAUCCCUCCAUGAUGAGGGAGAACUGCCUGGUUCAGACUACUGAAUGGAGCGCCUGCUCUAAGACCUGUGGCCUUGGUAUCUCCACCAGGGUCACCAAUGACAACCGCGAAUGCCGCCUCGAGAAACAGACCCGAUUGUGCAUGGUGCGACCCUGCGAGUCACAGCUGGAGCAGAGCAUCAGGAAAGGGAAAAAAUGCAUCCGCACUCCCCGACUCUCCAAGCCCAUGAAGUUUGAGAUCUCCGGCUGCACCACCACCAAGUCCUACAGGCCAAAGUUCUGCGGCGUCUGCCUGGACGGCCGCUGCUGCACCCCCCACAGGACCACCACCCUGCCCAUGGAGUUCAAAUGCCCCGACGGACAGGUCAUGAAGAAGCACAUGAUGUUCAUCAAGUCCUGCGCCUGCCACUACAACUGCCCGGGGGAGAACGACAUCUUCGAGUCCAUGUAUUACAAGAAGAUGAUGGGAGACAUGGCGUGAGCCACUGAGGGACGACAAGAGCUUAUGACUUGAAAAAGGAAAACAAAGAAAAAAAAGCAGAACUCCAUCUCAUUUUGCAGCUCAGUGUAUAUGUUGUUUUCAUGUUUUAUUUUCUCAUUGUAAAAGUAGUCCAGACACUUGUCUAAGUGCCUGCGUGUAUUGUACGGCUGGUGCAUAUCGGCCACAUAGACUCAGACAGAGGGCUGCGUAGCAGCUCCGAGAGAUUCCUGCACUAUAACUUCUACUUUUGACAAAACCUGCUGUCAGGUAUCCGCCCAUUCCUAUUGAAAUAUUUUUAACAAACCCACCCAUUUUACAGUACGCAUUUUCAUACCUUAUCUAGACCUUGACCCCCUCUAAAGAAAUUGGGGUGUCUAAUAACCCCCCACGCCCCCUCAGCCCAGACCAGACCUGUAAACUCUAAGCAGCUGUAGAGGGAGCACGCAGACCACAGCAGGCCAGUGUUCCCCUGUCCAAACAGGUCUGAAUGUGUCCCUGUGUGAGUGUGUGCGAGUGCAUGUGUGUGUGUGUGUGUGUGUGUGUGUGUGUAAGGGCAGGUCUGAAUGUCAGCCUUGUCCAUGAAGACGCUGUGCCACUCUCCCCUCACAGAGUAGAGGAAAGGUCAGAGUUUCCGCCCAGCAUGUGGAUGAGAAAGCGAGCAACGUGCUGAGUUUAGGGUUAGAUAUAGAGACACAGUGGGCUUUGCCACAGCACUGAGGAAAGAAAAAAAAAAAAAACACAUGUUGACUUGUACUUUAAAAAAAAAAGACAUGACUAUUACUGAUUCAGGUCAGAUGGAAGAAACGAAGUGUUUAUAGAAACAAAGUGUCUAUUUUGUACAAAAAAAUAGGAGAAAAGACUGGAAGAAUAGUGAUUUCAUUCCUUUUUUAUUGUUGAUUGUGUAAAUGUUGUAUAUAUUUGUACAGUUUAAGUUAAUUUAAAAGCCAAAUUUGUUCUGUGCUUCGCAGUGUAUCGAUAGUGUAUUUUUUGGUCGACAGUAUUUUUAUUGAGAAGUGUGACAACAAUGUUACAUGUUUUACUUUGUAGCUGGAAAUAAAAUGUUAUAUUUUUUAUACA
Scophthalmus maximus (turbot) is the source of this 2343-nucleotide messenger RNA. RefSeq names its product cellular communication network factor 2a (gene ccn2a). Gene Ontology annotation, cellular component: extracellular matrix; extracellular region. Bases 226 to 1266 code for a protein of 346 amino acids. The record is from RefSeq and is a predicted model, not a curated record. Gene Ontology annotation, molecular function: heparin binding; integrin binding. The transcript is spliced from 5 exons. Gene Ontology annotation, biological process: signal transduction; cell adhesion. NCBI's taxonomy places the organism in Eukaryota, Metazoa, Chordata, Actinopteri, Pleuronectiformes, Scophthalmidae.